UCAAUCGUCCCCACGAUGCCGCUCCUCCUCCUCCUCAUGCUGCUCGCCGCCGGCGCGGCGGCGGCGGCGGAGGCGGCGACCCCGUCGCUGCCCAUCGGCGUCAACUACGGCGCCAACGCCGACAACCUCCCGACUCCGACCGCCGUGGCCGCCUUCCUCGCCAGCAAGACCACCAUCGACCGCGUGAAGCUCUUCGACGCCAACCCGGCCUUCAUCUCCGCCUUCGCCGGCACGCCCAUCUCGCUCGCCGUCUCCCUCCCCAACUCCGCCCUCCCGGCCCUCGCCGACAAGUCCACCGGCCUGGACGCCGCCCGCUCCUGGAUCCGGGCCAACCUCUCCCCCUUCGUCCCCGCCACGAACGUCACCCUCCUCCUCGCCGGCAACGAGAUCCUCCUCUCCACCGACACGAACCUCAUCCUCUCGCUCCUCCCGGCCAUGCGCCGCCUCGCGCAGGCGCUCAAGGCGGAGGGCCUGACGGGUGUCCGCGUGACCACCCCGCACUACCUCGGCAUCCUCGCCCCCUCCGACGGCAUCCCCUCCAACGCCACCUUCCGCGCCGGGUACAACGAGAAGCUGUUCCCGGCGAUGCUCCAGUUCCACCGCGACACGGGGUCGCCCUUCAUGGUGAACCCGUACCCCUACUUCAGCUACAACGCGCAGACGCUCAACUACGCGCUCUUCCGCCCCAACGCCGGCAUCUACGACCCGGCCACCAAGCUCAACUACACCAGCAUGCUGGACGCGCAGGUGGACGCCAUCUACACCGCAAUGAAGAAGCUCGGCUACGGCGACGUCGACAUCGCCAUCGGGGAGGCCGGCUGGCCCACGCAGGCCGAGGCGGGCCAGAUCGGCGUCGGGGUGAAGGAGGCCAGGGACUUCAACGAGGGCAUGAUUAGGGUCUGCAGCAGCGGCAAGGGCACGCCGCUCAUGCCGGGGAAGAAAUUCGAGACAUACCUUUUCUCACUCUUCGACGAGAACCAGAAGCCAGGGCCAAUCGCCGAGAGGCACUUUGGCUUGUUCAAUCCGGACUUCACGCCUGUGUACGACCUCGGAUUACUCCGGGAAGGCUCGACUGUGGCUCCGAACCCUGCACCAAACCCAUCGCCGAACCCUAGCCCUAAACCCUCGCCUUCAGGAGGCGGGAAGUGGUGCGUCGCCAAGACUGGCGCCAAUGGGACCGACCUGCAGAAUAACAUCAACUACGCCUGCGGCUAUGUGGACUGCAAGGCGAUACAGAGCGGCGGCGCGUGCUUCGAUCCAAACAACUUGCAGUCUCAUGCCUCCUUCGCGAUGAACGCCUACUACCAGGCCAACAGUGACAGCGCCUCGGCCUGCGACUUCAAGGGCACAGGCAUCGUCACCUCCAGCGAUCCCAGUUACGGGAGUUGCAAGUACGUCUCCUGACGGUACGCAGCAAGCCACGGCAGUGCGAGGGCAAGGGCGCCAGCCUCGAGCCCACUACUAGCUCCAGCUCGGAGCCGCGUCAGCGGUAACGACGGUGGACUGUUGAUACUGCCUGGCUUGCGCCACAUUCUUCUAUACUCGUGUCUGACAGCCAUGCUUCUUCUUCCUUUCUAGUCAUAAGUUGUCGAUGAUCGCCUCUUAGCUUAGCGCAUAUAGAGGGAGAAAACUAAGGAAAACAAAAUGGAAUGGUGUAUUCCAUUGUAGCGUGUGAAUGUGAUGUUGGGCCGUACCGCAUUAAUUUAUUCUUCGUUUUCAUCUGUUGUUGUCAUUCUAUUCUUAUGUAGAAAUACAAGAAACAAACAGAUGAAGCCUCCUUGUCUGUGUGAUCGUUA
Lolium rigidum is the source of this 1796-nucleotide messenger RNA. Its product is annotated as glucan endo-1,3-beta-glucosidase. Gene Ontology annotation, biological process: carbohydrate metabolic process. Gene Ontology annotation, molecular function: hydrolase activity, hydrolyzing O-glycosyl compounds. The record is from RefSeq and is a predicted model, not a curated record. The transcript has 3 exons. Gene Ontology annotation, cellular component: plasma membrane. NCBI's taxonomy places the organism in Eukaryota, Viridiplantae, Streptophyta, Magnoliopsida, Poales, Poaceae. Bases 16 to 1404 code for a protein of 462 amino acids.